This is a messenger RNA of Carlito syrichta (Philippine tarsier), 555 nucleotides long. It is a transcript of the gene RBM38, whose product is annotated as RNA binding motif protein 38. The coding region runs from base 58 to 555 and encodes 165 amino acids. The record is from RefSeq and is a predicted model, not a curated record. Gene Ontology annotation, cellular component: cytosol. The transcript has 4 exons. Lineage: Eukaryota; Metazoa; Chordata; Mammalia; Primates; Tarsiidae.
GAAGGCAGCGUUUCCCAGCACUUGAACUUUGAGGGGAGAACCUGGAACCCAGGGAGCAUGUUUGUGGGAGGGCCCCAGGUGACCAUGGCUGACCGAGCGGCCGCUGAGAGGGCUUGCAAAGACCCCAACCCCAUCAUCGAUGGCCGCAAGGCCAACGUGAACCUGGCAUAUCUGGGAGCCAAGCCUCGGAGCCUCCAGACGGGCUUUGCCAUCGGUGUGCAGCAGCUCCACCCUGCCUUCAUCCAGCGCUCCUACGGGCUGACUCCACACUACGUGUACCCGCAAGCCAUCAUGCAGCCUGGGGUGGUCAUCCCGGCUGCACCUGUCCCACCGCUGUCCUCGCCCUACAUCGAGUAUGCGCCAGCCAGCCCGGCCUAUGCCCAGUUCACGCCGGCUGCCUAUGACCAGUACCCCUACGCCGCCUCACCUGCCGCAGCCACCGGCUUCGUGAGCUACGGCUACCCGGCUGCCGUGCCUCCGGCCCUCUCGGCCCCAGCUGGCACCGCCUUCGUGCAGUACCAGGCGCCACAGCUGCAGCCCGACAGGAUGCAGUGA